AUGGAAUCGAAAAAUAGACUGGAUGAAACAAACCGCUCAAAUAUCGCUCAUAAAAGAAUGCGUCAAAUUAUACUUAAUGGUAUAAUAAUGCUUGCAAUAGCAUCCUCCUGGGCAUUAAGUACACAAUUUACUAAAUCAAUAUGGGUAAUUAAUUCACAACACUUCUAUGCUCCAUAUUUUAUGGUUUGGUUUAAUACUAAUUUUAUGAUCGCAUGCUAUCCUGUUUAUAUAAUAUUUGCUUUAUUAUUUCGUCGUUCAUCUCUAACUGAUAUACAUUUAGAAGCUUUAAUGGUAUACGGAAGAGGAAAAGAUAGUUGGAUAGGAUCAUAUUUUAUGCGAACAAUCUUAUUCCUAAUAUUUUGGCUUAUCGCAAACUAUUCAUAUUCGCAGUCAUUAGGCCAUAUUUCGGCAAGUGCAACAUCAACGAUAAUGAGUUCAAAUACCGCUAUGGUGGUUAUUUUUGGAUGGUUCAUCCUCAAUGACCAAUUCAUUCCAUUUCGAUUAAUUUCCGUAGCGGCAGCAAUAAUUGGUGUUAUUAUAAUUUCGUUAGAUAAGGAAUUUGUUGGCAAUAUUUUUGGUAUAUCCUUAUCACUACUUUCCGCCUUAUCUGCUGCACUCUAUAAGGUUCUCUUCAAAAAAGUAAUCGGUGAUGCGACAAUUGGGCAGGUAUCACUUUUCAUGAGUGGUUUAGGCUUACUUAACGCAUCCCUUAAUUCACUGCCUAUGAUUACACUACUGAUAAAUGGUAUAGAAACGUUUACCUGGUCAAAUGUACCAUGGUUUCCGCUGCUCGGUGUUGCAUUUUUAUCCUUGUGGUUUAAUUUCCUUAUAAAUUUUGGAAUUGCUUUAUUGCAUCCAUUGGUGAUAUCUAUUGGAAUGUUAUUUGGUAUUCCAAUUAGUGCAACUAUUGACAUCGUUUUUCGACAUAUGAAUGCAACACCUUAUUUUAUUAUUGGCGCUCUUUUAAUAUUGUUUUCGUGCGCAAUUAUAGCAAUACCACCAGAAUCAUUCCACUGCACGAUAAAAAUGAAAAAGGGGAAAAAGGAGAAUGGAAAUAGCGAGCAGUGCAUUGUCGUGUAA
This is a messenger RNA of Cercopithifilaria johnstoni, 1080 nucleotides long. Lineage: Eukaryota; Metazoa; Nematoda; Chromadorea; Rhabditida; Onchocercidae. The record is from the annotation of a GenBank genome assembly.